ACAGAAUUUGUGAUAACUAUUGAGGAGGGCCAAGGGGCAGAAACCCUGAAUGUCACAAAUGGAAUUACUCAACCUCAGCUUUCCUUUUCUAUUUUUAAGCUGAGAGUAGUCUUGCUUGGGAAGUUUUGGAAUGUGGGGAUGAUAUUCUGAUCACUAGAAAUUACUCUGAUUACUGACCCAUUACGUGAGGUAGGACUGAUUUCUUUCUAGGGAUGGAAUUUAUGAACAACCUCACUGUCUUCACUGAGUUCAUCCUCCUCGGACUGUCUGCUAAACCCUACCUUCAGGUUCUGCUCUUCGUGCUCUUCCUGUUGAUUUACCUCCUGACCUUGCUGGGGAACCUGGUGAUGAUCCUGGUGAUUAGAGCUGAUUCUCACCUCCACACCCCCAUGUACUUCUUUCUUGGACAUCUGUCCUUCCUGGAUCUCAGCUUCUCCUCAGUCACCGUGCCCAAAAUGCUGCAGCACUUCCUGUAUCUGAAGAAAAGCAUCUCAGUGUGGGGCUGCAUCACCCAGAGUUUCUUUCUCACUCUCUCUGGGAGUACCGAAGCCUGUCUGCUCUCUGCCAUGGCCUAUGACCGCUACAUCGCUGUCUGCCACCCUCUGCUCUACACCGUGGUCAUGAACAGGCCUCUCUGCACUGCAAUGGUCAGUGCAGCAUGGGGGAUGGGGUUUCUGAACUCACUAAUAAAUAAUCUUUUCAGCCGCAAGUUACAUUUCUGUGGGUCCAACAUCAUCUCCCACUUCAGCUGUGAGCUGCCAUCACUAUUCCUGCUGUCCUGCACUGAUCCCACUGCCAACAAGUUGCUUCUCUCUGGGUCAACUACAUUUCUGGGGCUGCUGACAUUUCCCCUGAUCAUCUUCUCUUACUCCAGAAUCAUCUCUGCCAUCCUGAGCAUCCCCUCCUCUGGAGGCCAAGGCAAAGCCUUCUCUACCUGCUCCUCCCACCUCACCGUGGUGCUCUUGUUCUAUGGGACAGCUCUCUUCAGGUACAUCAGCCCUCCUUCAGGCUCAUUGUUGGAGCGAGUAGUCUCCAUUCAGCACACUGUGAUCACAUCCUUGCUGAACCCUGUCAUCUACAGCCUCAAGAACCAGGAGGUAAAAGCAGCUCUGCAGAGGAUGCUGAGGCAGAAAAUGUCUUCCUCAGAAGAGGGCAUCUCUGUGUGGUGUUCAGUCAGAGAAUGGGGAGAAGGGAUCUUCAGAAACAGAAACACCUUCUGAGGAAAGAAGACAUUUUAGCCCAGAGGUUCUAAAAGCAUUGUCUCCAGACCAGCAGCAUCAGCAUCACCUGUGAGUUUGCUAAAAAGGCAGAUUCUCUGGCCUGACCCCAGAGAUACUGAAUCAGAAACUCUGGAGGUGGAGCUCAACAAUCUGAGUUUUAUCAAGUCCACCAGGUGACUGUCAUGCAUAUUCAAGUAUCUUAGGCUGGGUUCCUAAAGGGGCAAAACCAGUGAAGCAUACAUAUGUAGAUAUAUAAAAAGAGAUUUAUUUCAAAGAAAUGGCUCUUGCAGUUACGGAGGCUGGCAAGUCCCAAAUCUAUGGUCAAGCAUCAGGCUGGAGGCUCCCCCUGACUCACAUGGUUGCAGAGACUGACAAAUCCAAAAUUGGCAGGUCAGAAGGCAGGCUGCUGGCUCAUAUCCCAAGAACCGGAAGUCAGAGGAUGAUGAAUUGAAUGCAGAAUCAAGAAACAACUAGCUUUGCUAGAACAUCCAUAUGUAUUGGAUGCAGGUCAUACCUCCAAUUAAACUCCCCUUUCAAAUGAUUGGCUAUUCACAACAUGUCACAAAAUGGAGGAUGAUUAUAUAACAUUUGCAAACCACUGAGAACCAUGGCCUAGCCAACUUGACACCUAACCGUAAUGAUCACAUACAGUUUGAGAAACACUGUUUUAGGACAGGAAAUGUUUGACAUGACUUUGAACAUGUUAUCAAAAGGGACUAGGCCAUGGAGAAGUACUUCAUGCUUGGUAAAGUAAAGGGCCAGUGAAAGAGAAGACCCUCAGUGAGAUGGAUUGACAUAGUGGCUGCAACAAUGGGCUCAAACAUAGCAACGAUUGUGAGGAUGGUGUGGGAUUGGGCAAUGUUUCAUUUUGUUGUAUACAGAGUAACUAUGAGUCAGAACCAACUCAACAGUACCUGGCAAAAACAACAAUGUUUGAGAAUCCUCACAACUGGACCAAUAAGCAACAUCAUGAUAAAAUGAGAAAAUAGUGACUUUGUCAAGGAUUCCAUUUUACUUGGAUCCACAAUCGACACCUAUGGAGGCAGCAGUCAAGAAAUCAAAUGAUGUGUUGCAUCAGGCAAAUGUGCUGCAAAAGACCUCUUUAAAGUGUUAAGAAGCAAACACGUCACUUCUGAGAGCUAAGGUGCACCUGACCCAAUCCAUGAUAUUUCCAGUCAUCCUAUAUGCAUAUAUGAAAGCUGCAUAAAGAGGACCAAAGAAGAAUUGAUGCCUUUGAAUUACGGUAUUGUCAAAGAAUAUUGAAUAUACCAUGGACCGCCAGAGGAAUGGACAAAUCUAUGUGGGAAGAAGUACAGCCAGAAUUCUCCUUGAAAACAAGGAUGGUAAGACUUCUUAUCACGUACUCUGGACAUGUUAUCAGGAGUGCCUAGAGAAGGGCAUCAUGCUUGGUAAAGCAGAGGGUCAAUGAAAAAGAGGAAAACCCUCAACAAGUUGGAUUGACACAGUGGCUGCAACAAUGGUCUGAAACAGCAAUGAUUGUGUGGAUGGCACGGAAUGUGGCAGUGUUUUGUUCUGCCAUACACAGGUCGCUAUGAAUGGGAACUGGCUCCUUGGCACCUAACAAAAACAACAACAUUUGAGAAGAUUGUCUUUGGUGAAAGGCAAACUAAGAAUUAAUUUCUCAGAAUGAAGAAUCCAUCUUGAACGAAAGAGUAGGUCAGUAAAGCAGUCAGGACAAUAACAUUUGAUUGUAUGAUCAUAUCAACUGCUUCACUCUGCAAGGCUGCUAAUGGGGGAAAAACAUCCUACAUUGUUUUAGGGCAUGGGGGCGGAGUGAGGAAGAGUUGGACUGCUCCACUGAAGCUGCCCCAGCUUAUUCCUUCGUGCUUUCAUUCUAAAGACCCUUCAGGUGCCAAAACGGCAUUCAGGCCAAAGGACAGGCGCUCCAGAAUAGCAACCCUCAAGCAUUUCACUCACCUCACCUGAGGAUACCUGGGAACACCAAACAACCAGAGUACCUGGUUAGAGGUCACUGGUUUAUCCCAGAGAGCACUACAGCCUGAGGCUAUAGUGGAGAGGCAAUAGUCCACAAGAGACAUUACUUCAUGCGUGAUCGCUAGUGCUUUCCACUGAGACUUUUUGCAUUUUGAUCUGGUUCCCAGGGCUAGGCUGUCAGGAGACCUGAACAAUGAGUUCUGGUUUCUUUACAGUUUGACACAAGACCAUUUUUUCCCGUUCUUCCUUGUGGACUCCAGGCCCCUCUCAAUCUUUUUUUUUUUUAACUAUAAACUCCAAUAUACUUACAAAACCGCAUGUACAUUUUUAAGAAUAAAAAUAAAUCAAUCAACUGUGUACUCAUUGCCUGACUUAAGACAGACUAUUUCGAGCCCUAGAAAGUUCCUUGUGUAUUUCCCAUCAUAUCACUCUCUUCCUCUGCCCCGGGUAACCACUGUCCUGAAUUACACAGUACUCCAUUAUAUACUUUAUUACCACUUAUUUGUUAUCCUUAAGUGCAACUGUUGAGUUCGCCUAUUUUAAACUUUAUGACUAGAUUCACACUGUGCAUACCUUCUUUCUAUGACUUGCUUCUUGGGCUUAACAUCUUUCUUGUGUUUUAGGUAUGCCUUUUUAUAAGCAGCAUGUAGCUGCAUUGUGGUUAUUUUAUCCAGCCUGAAUUCCUUCUUUUAAGAGGAGAGUUCAUUCAUUAACUGUUACAAUGAUUUUUGAUAUAUUGAUAGGUACUUUCUCUUUGUUCCACUUCGUCUGUAUCUUCCUUCUCCUUUUUCUCAUUCCAUUCCACUUUUCCCUCUGGUUGCCUAUUCUUUUGAUGGUUACACUACUUUUUUUUUUUAAUUUAAAUCUUGUUUACUUAACAAAGUCUAAUGUCAGUAGUUAGACCCUCAUUCAAAAAUAGUAUAAACACCACAAGACACUUCAUAUCUAAACAUUACCACCCCAACUUAAAUCUACUCCUAUCUGCUAUUUUAGUUCUUUCCUUUUCCCUCACAAAUUAUACAUUAUUAUCACUACUUUAUACAGUUUUAGUUUAGAUUUACCCAUAUAUUUCCCAUAUCCUUGCUCACUACUUGUUUUUUCAACUGGGACCAUUUUCUCCUACCCAAAUUUGAUCUUUUAGAAUUCUCUUUUGAGUGACAACCUGUUGGUAACAAACAUGUUUGUCUCAACAUGACUUUAUUUCUUGAAAGAUCAUUUUCUGGCCAUAAAAUCCUAGAUUGUGGCCUGAGUUGAAGUUCUAUUCUCACAGAUGGGGCAUACAUUUUUUUCUGCCAGUUUCCUUGAAGUCAUCCCUCUGCUUAAAGUGUUUCAGGCCAUACACGCACAAUGAUUUCAGACUUCAAGUCCAUCUGAGCACCAGCUGUGGUUAUGAUUUCUCAGGAAAUAUCCCCUUCUCUGUUUACUCAGCUCCAGUAUCAAAAUAGCCAAGAUUUCUCACAGUCCCUGUCAUGUGGUGGAUUAUUUAUUCAUGCUUACUCUACCGUCCCUUAUUUUUAACACUCAUAUAGUGUUUACUAUGUGCCAGGUAUUGUUUUAAGAACUUUAUAUAUAUUAAGUAAUUUAAUGCCCUGAGCAACCUUAUGAGAUAGAUACUAUUAUUAUCCUCAUUUUACAGAUGAAGAAACCGAGGCACAGAGAGGAAAAGUCACACAGCCACAGGUCACACAGCUAAAAGGUGAAAGAGUUGGUAUUUUUUUAA
Messenger RNA from Loxodonta africana (African savanna elephant), 4896 nucleotides. Its product is annotated as olfactory receptor 8S1-like. The transcript has a single exon. NCBI's taxonomy places the organism in Eukaryota, Metazoa, Chordata, Mammalia, Proboscidea, Elephantidae. Gene Ontology annotation, cellular component: membrane. The record is from RefSeq and is a predicted model, not a curated record. Gene Ontology annotation, molecular function: odorant binding; olfactory receptor activity; G protein-coupled receptor activity. Gene Ontology annotation, biological process: G protein-coupled receptor signaling pathway. Bases 213 to 1220 code for a protein of 335 amino acids.